Molecule: messenger RNA, 2243 nt
Organism: Serinus canaria (Common canary)
Lineage: Eukaryota; Metazoa; Chordata; Aves; Passeriformes; Fringillidae
Gene: SLC44A3
Product: solute carrier family 44 member 3
Biological process (GO): transmembrane transport
Cellular component (GO): membrane
Molecular function (GO): transmembrane transporter activity
Source: RefSeq, a predicted model, not a curated record
AGCACGGCCCGGCGCGGCAAGCGCGGCAAGCGCGGCCAUGGAGCGGCGCGGGGCCCGGCGGCAGGACUCCGGAGAUAGUGUUUCUGAACUACGGGAAUGGAGACCAGCCAUUUACAGAAAGUGUACGGACGUUCUCUGGCUGCUCCUCUUCUGUCUUUUCUGGGCUGGUUUGAUGUUUAUAAGUGGCUAUGCUGUGGUGGUUGGUGCUGCAGAAAGACUUGUGCUUGGAUAUGACAGCUUUGGGAACAUAUGUGGUCGGAAGAACACUCCUGUAGAAGGGGCAAAUCUUUCUGGAUUGGACAUGACUAAUAAAAAGUAUGUGUUCUUUCUGAAUUCAUGCAGCCUGGAAAUACAAGGCCCCAAAAUCAGUUCACUCUCCUUGUGCGUGUCAAGUUGUCCACAACAGCAGCUCAACUCUUUGGAAGAUCUACAGAGUUUUGCAAGGAAUAAUGGUUCUUUCCUUUGUGUUUACAACCUGAACGUUUCCAGUUACACAGUAAAUCCAAAGGCAGCUCAGCUGUGUCCCACACUGCCAGUUCCACCAAGUAAAUCCUUUCCAUUAUUUAAUCGCUGUGUUCCACAAAAUCCUGAAUGCUAUUCCAAAUAUGCAUCUGUCCUCAUAAGUAUGGUUAAUGAAAUGGAUGUUUUUCACCGAAUUCUGAGUGGAAUAUUGGCAGGAAGAGAUACUGUGAUAGGACUGAGUGUCCUUGCACUAGCCUUCUCUUUGAUACUGGUUUUAGCCUUCAGAUUCAUUCAGACUCUCUUCAUCCAUACUCUCAUUGCACUGGUAGUGUUCGGGUUGUUGUUUGUCUCAGGUGUUCUCUGGUGGCUCUAUUAUGACUACAGGAAUGACCCCAGCACUGAACUGGAAACUGAAAAGGAAAAUGUAAAGUUCCUACUUGGAUAUGCCAUCUUCUCAACAAUCAUCACUGUUGUUCUGCUCUCCCUUAUAUUUGUACUAAGAAAGAGGCUUCCAUUCUCUGUGCAGCUCUUUCGAGUUGUUGGCAAAAUCAUUGGCAGAAUUCCUUUCCUCCUGUUCCAGCCACUCUGGACUUUUCUGAUUCUCAUUGUGUUCUGGGUAUUUUGGGUUGCUAUACUGCUCAGCUUAGGAACUGCAGGUACUGCACAGUCCACUUCGGGAGGACAAGUAGAAUACAGAGCUCUGUCUGGAAUUUGCUACAUGGCAUGGUAUCAUUUCGUUGGCCUUAUCUGGACUAGUGAAUUCAUUCUUGCCUGUCAGCAAAUGGUGAUUGCUGGGGCAGUGGUUACUUGUUAUUUCAACAGAAAUAAAAAUAAGCCACCACCUCACCCAGUCCUGUCUUCCGUAUCAGUUCUUUUCUGCUACCAUCUAGGAACUGCUGUAAAAGGCUCACUUCUAAUCACAAUACUGAGAAUACCAAGGAUUGUUCUCUUGUUUUACAAUAUCCUAAACCAAAAGAAGAAUUCAAAGCCCCUGUUCAACUGCUGUUUCUGCUGGGUUUGCUUCCAGAAAAGUUGCUUAAGAUACUUUAACCAGCAUGCAUACACAACCACAGCUAUAAAUGGGACAAAUUUUUGUACAUCAGCAAAGGAUGCUGUCUGUAUUUUAGCAAGGAAUUCUGAUAAACUUGCAUCCAUCAGCUGCUUUGGAGAUUUUCUCCUAUUUUUAGGAAAGGUGUUUGUUGUGUGCUUCACUGUUUUUGGAGGAUUGAUGGCAUUUAACUACCACCGAGAGUUGCAAGCUUGGGUAGUUCCUCUGUUGCUGGUUGGAUUUUUUGCCUACCUGAUGUCCCACAGCCUUCUGUCUGUGUUUGAAGUGACAGCAGAUGCCACAUUCCUUUGCUUUGCUAUUGAUAUGGAAACAAAUGAUGGAACAGCAGAGAAGCCAUAUUUUGUGGAUCAGGAGCUGCUGACCUUUGUGAGUCAGAGUAACAAGUUAACAGAAGGGCGAAACCACAGCAACACAAGACCAUUCCAGGAUAAUGAAGAUGGGACAGAGCUCCAGCCUAUGACCUGAAUGUGAAGUCCACCAGGAGGUGUGGAAGCAGAGCAGCAAUAGCAAAAAAGGUCAUAUCAGUAAAGGUUACCAAUAGCCCAGGACAAAGUAUUAGCUCCCUAAUCUGUUGUAUCUUCUGCACUGGUAAAAUGACACAUAAUCUGUUUGUAUGAAUAAAAUAUUUUGUGUGUCAUCACAUCUGAUUUUUAUUACUAUAUUUGCUAUGAUGGUCUGAAAGUUGAUAAUAAACUCACUCUUUGUAAAUUUC